AUGGUAGCGGGUGGUAGCCGCAGAAGAUGGUGGUGGUGGUCGGCGGAGGGUAGCGAUAGUGGUCGAGGUGGCGGUGGUCGGCGGUGGCGGGUGGCGGCGAUGGUGGUGGCGACGGAUGGAGGCGACGACGGCGGGUGGUGGUGUUCGACGGUAGCGGGUGGUGGCAUCGGAAGAUGGUGGUGGUGGUCGACGGGGGGUGGCGGUAGUGGUCGAGGUAUGCGAUGGCGGGUGGCAGGGAUGGUAGUCAAUGGCGGUGGCGACGGGCGGUGGAGGACGGUGGUGCUGGUCGACGGAGGUUGGUGGCGGGUGGUGACGAUAGCAAGUGGUGGUGGUGGCAGAUGGUGGUGGUUAUGA
Helianthus annuus (common sunflower) is the source of this 354-nucleotide messenger RNA. Its product is annotated as heterogeneous nuclear ribonucleoprotein A1, A2/B1 homolog. The record is from RefSeq and is a predicted model, not a curated record. Bases 1 to 354 code for a protein of 117 amino acids. NCBI's taxonomy places the organism in Eukaryota, Viridiplantae, Streptophyta, Magnoliopsida, Asterales, Asteraceae. The transcript has a single exon.